UUCAAACAGAGCACAUGCAAUCGACACAUGCAACCUGCACAAUCCCUAGUCCAAGACCCUUAGUCCAAACACAUACAGAUUACAAAAUUACAAUCCGUAGUUGAUUUGGAGUAAGGCUAUGCCUAACUUGUAAUAUGGAGAGCGAGGAUUUGUUGACCAGAUGCAGAUGGUGAGAUGAUGCCUGAUGCGAACCUGAUGAACUCCAACAAAGUCAAAACAAACAAAAUCACAUUAGCAUUCCUCGAUUGAUAAAGACCUAGCUAAUGUAGUAAUAAACUAAAAGAAACGAAGUUUUAUUAAUGAUUACCUCAACCGUCCUCUAAGGAGAAUGAAGGUAAUGAAAUAAGGAAGUAUUGAGACCUACCAGUAAUCCUAAAAUUAAUCGCAGGGUUGGUAUAUAUGAGAAGAAAGAAGAAGGUGCAAUAGAAUACGAAAGGAAAGGGAGAAAACGAGCAUUUUAGGGUUCUGCAUUUUGUUCCUCGAAGAAAUUGCCAGCAAAACUAGCCUCCAAUUAACCAAUUUGCAGGAUAAUGAUUGCCUACUGGCAAUUAUCGAAGUAUAAACAACCUGGAUAGAGAGGAAUUCCUGGGGAAUCGGUGGAAAUUUUAAGCGAAAUGAAUGUUUAGGGGAUCGAUGGAGAGACAGUAGGGAAGGGAAUGGGGUUUCUUUGUCCUUCGUUUAAUUUAUAUACUGAGAUCCAAUACGACGUCGUUUUGGAAGACAGAGCGGUGUCGGAGCAGAUACCACGAGAUCCAUCGCUAUCCGUUAUCCGGUACUCACAGAUUCCGGGCAAUACUCGAAUCCGCCAUUUACCUACGUCGGACGGGUAAAAUGGUCACUACCUGGGCGGUUUUGGGUGCGUAUCUGGCGGGUCGGUCAAGGUUGUCAAGUGUAGUUGUUGCCAUUUGUCAACCCGAGGGUUGACCCGGUCGAGCUAGUGGGUCAAUGGGUCCCCCGUUUUAGCCCGAAAAUAUGGAAGUAGUCAUUAUAUUGUACUUAUCAUGAUAAAUUAUAUCAAAUACCAUCUAACAUAUGAAUUAUAACAUAUAAUAUUCCACCAAAAUAACAUGUCGUACUUAGUCCAACAUACAUAUAGUGAAAAUUCACACACACUUAUAUAACAUUAAUAUUCAAAUGUUCAACUUAGAAUUCCAAAUAUUGAGUUAGGCGAAAAGAAAAAUCGAAAAAUAGGCGCAUUUCGAUAACCAAAGAAAAAAAUGACAGAAUUUGACCUCCUAUCCGAUACCUUAUAGCGGUCGACCCGACGAAUGCGUGUGGUCUGUUUUUCUCACCGGGUCAGGGUCAAAAUGGAUCUAACCCGCGGCUCCAACCGCGCAUAGACAACCUUGCAUCCUUCACAAUUUCGCACUCUAGGCUUGACUCCUGUCCUGCGAAUGCGAUUCACCAUUGCCGUCGGGACCCAUCACCGUCUGGUGCUGCCACCAGAGGAUUAGCUGGUUGUGUGUAGAUGCCGAAGAUGAAGGAGGCCGAUCGGUCGAUUUCUUCCGCAUGCCCCGUGGUUGUAUCAGGCGCUGGAUACCAAUCAAUUUCUUUUCGUUUCUGCUCGCGGCUUUUAGAGAGCUGGUGAAAUCGCUCCCUCGAGAGCUCCAACGAGAUUAAUUGUGAUUGGGAGACUGUAGCAGGGACAUAAGAAAGCUCAUCGACAGAGUGGAUUUCGGUGAUUAAGGGACUGAAAUAGUGUUGCAGAAGCGUUUCCUCGACUACAUCCUUGAAGGACUUGCACGGCGGCUAAAUUCCUUCUGAUCUUCCUUUUCCCUCUAAUCCCGGAGUGUAACUGUGUAAGUCACCCCUCACUCAGGCCUCCACUUUGAUCCCAUGUCUGAUCUUCUGAAGGUUUCAUUUGAGAUAAGCUUUCGGCGGCUCGAAGAGGAUCAGAUUUCAGUUGUUCCUUACCAAUUGAUUGGCUGUAUUGAUUCUUCCAAUCUCGGCAGGGCUGUAUUGAUUGGUAGCACUCAUGGCUCCGCCAUCCAAGGCCAUUGUUUACAACCAGCACGCCCCGCCCGAUUCCGUUGUUAGGUGACCCGCUAUAUGAACUUCGGUGCACGAAGUUAGGUUAACGGUUGACAUUGCACUGACGUGAUAGUUGUGUAAGUGUGCUCACUUCACUUAGGAUGGUCGAGUUGUUGCUGGUGGAAGUGAAAGAGAACGAUAUUUGCGGUAGGAUGCUAGCUGCACUGGUUAAUCCUUCUGAUAUCAAUCGAAUUGAAGGUAUAAUCGCACAUAUAUUUGACCUAUAGAGUCUAAUUUUGUACCAGGCAUUUCAUAUUUCUGAAUUGUUGGAGUAGAAGUAUGUGAUUUACGGUCUCCGGUGCCUGCAGUUGGAGGACACGAAGAGAUUGGAGUUGUGUAUUCUGUGGGCUCAACAGUGAAGGAAUUUUCUCCCGGUGAUCGUAUCAUUCUGCCUCCUCCCUCUUCCGGUAACCCGAUUCUCUCUUUUCCUAAGAUGAAGACUUCCUAGACUGUUGGUACUUCUUAGGCCCGGAAUAAAGCCAUCUAGUUGUAUGUUUGAAGAAGCAUUGAGUUUUUGAAUAAAAAUGGACGAACUUGCCACUUCUGUUAAGUUGGUGAAGAAAUGCAACGAGAAGAUUAGUGAAUGUCACUUAGCAACACUCGCAUUGACUGGCAGCAGGCUUGAUUAGAAAUAUCAAAUGCAGGUUUUCUGUUUGCUUUAUUAAGAGGUCCAACUUUGUGAUGGUUAGGGACAUGGCAGAAAUAUCAAACACUGGCAUUGACUGGCUCAAAGUCGAUAUAGAUAGUCUGAUCGAGUAUGCUGCUACAAUCAUUGUUAAUCUGCUGACUGCUUUACUGAUGAUUGAGGACAUAACUACCUUAAAUUCAGGCAGGGUAUUCGGUUGUCCAAAAUGGAGCUACAAGUAUAGUAUGCCAGUGUUUUGUCCAGCUUGGCCACCUUCGUAGCAUCUGUAGCAUUAACAUCACAAGGGACAGGUGCUUCUUCAAAUUUCAUAUUGUGAAGUCUGUUUUUUUUCUUCCUCUCUCCCCAGAAAGUUACAGAUAUUUGAAUUAGCGUGCAUCUCUAGUUUCACCUCUCCCUUUGGGAGUUAGAAUUUUUAGAGUGAAUAGAUUUCAUUGAAUGGCUUAAUGUGCCUGUAAGGAAGGAACAAAAGAAUAGUCGUGUUCUAACAAAAGAAUUAGACGAUUUAUGAAGGAUAGGAACAAUUUUAUGCAAACAUCAGUAAUCAAAUGGACCCUGAGGAAUUGAUAGCUUUCACAUUGUUGCUACUUAAUUACUAUAUUAAAUACUGAACCAAGCUUUUGACUCCGAAUUCUCAGCUCUGUACUACAAAGAAAAAUUCUUACAGUAAGAGCAACAUUGUUCAGCACUACGCUGUCUAGACUCUUUGUUCUCAACUACAAAAUCCUACCACUAAUUUAUAGAAGUUCUUCACGAGAACAUGUUUCAUUCAGAAUUUCCAGCCUAGUGGUUUUAGGAAGGAUAUAUUUGUCAUUCCUCAUUCUAAUUAUUAAAAAAAUUAUAAUUUUUUGCAUAGAUUUUCCGCCAUGUAAUUAAUAAGUUGACUUCUAAUUAAACUAUUAUGAUAAACAUAAUAAGUGUGGGAUAGGUUAGGGUGGUUAUUCAAUUUUGAGUAAUCACGGUGGCUACCAACAUCUAUAGCAUUCAUUAUCUUUAUUUUAUUAUAAUUUUAAAUUAAUGAUUAAGAUUAGCUAAGGGUAAUUUAGGAAAUAAAAAACAUACCACACCUGAUUACUGUAUAUAUUUUACUCAAACCCUAAUACCUAGCCGUCGUCUCCUCCCUCCUCUCCCUGUCGCUCCCGCUCUCGAUCAACCUCUGCCUCGUCGGCCCCGCUCUCGCUGCCUGAAGAAGGAGUUCGAUUUGAAGAAGGAGUUCGAUCUGCACCACAAGAAUCCGUCGGAGGAGGCGUUGAUGCGAUGGCGGAGAGCUGUCAACAUCGUCAAGAACCCCCGCCGGCGGUUCCGGUGCGUCGCCGAUCUCGCCAAGCGCGCUGAGGCCGAACGCAGGAAGCGAAGCAUCCAGGUCCCUCUUUCUUCUCCCCUUUUUCUAUUGAACUCUGGAUUCUCUCCCUCUCUUCGUUUCUGCCCAAUUUUUUUUUGGGCUUUGACUGCUGUUGGCUUACCUCAAUCAACCGCCGACGUCCUCUGUUUGCAACCCUCAUCAUAGCUUUGGCUGCCGCCGGUUCUGGUAUACCGGAGGUGAAGGCUUACCUCAAUGGUAGUCCUUUUUUUAUGUAGUGAUUUUUUUAAAUGGUAGUCAUUUUUCCCCGUAGUGGUAGUGUUAUGAUCGUAUUGGUAUUGUUUUUGUCGCAUUGGUAUUAUUUUUGUCGCAUUGGUAUUGAUUUUGUCGCAUUGGUAGUGAUUAAAUCUGCAUUGGUUGUGAUUAAAUCUGCAAUGGUAGUGAUUAAAUCUGCAAUGGUAUUGAUGUUUUCUGAAAUGGUAGUGUUUUUUAUGUCGCAUUGGUAGUGAUUAAAUCUGCAAUGGUAUAUGUUUUCUGAAAUGGUAGUGUUUUUAUUUCUUGAAUGAUAUUGAUGUUUUGUACAAUGGUAGUAUUUUUUAAUGGAUUGGUAUGAUUUAUUGUUUUGUUGUUGCAGCAACGAAAUCAAGGAAAGAUUGAGAAAAAGAAGGAAGAGAGAUCAGGCUGAAAAAUUGUGGAAGUGAGAGAGAGAAAAUUGUAUUUAAUAUAUUUAUGUAAUUUCCUAAAAUGUAAUUUAUUAAAAAAAGAUCAUUAAUAAAUUUUUUGUUAUACC
Linum trigynum is the source of this 4764-nucleotide messenger RNA. Lineage: Eukaryota; Viridiplantae; Streptophyta; Magnoliopsida; Malpighiales; Linaceae. The record is from the annotation of a GenBank genome assembly.